AGACCUGCAUAAUAUAGAAAUUUAGCUAUUUUUCUUUCGGUUUAUUUCUUCGAGCAAUAUUUUGUUUCUGUGAUUAUGGCUACUGGGCAAGCACCACGCAACCCCAUUCCAGCUAUGAGAACAUACCCGCCGGUGGAGCAUCCAGUGGUGGUAAUAGGGCCACAGUACCUGGCACAGUACGCUGUUGACCUCGCCGUCAACAGAGAUUUUAAGGUGUCUGACAUUAAUGGCACCCUCAUCUUCGAGGUCAAGAGUAAACUAUUAAGCCCACGUCGUCGUUUUCUGAAAGAUGCAGCCGGAAACACCCUUGUCAAUCUCAGGCAUAAGAUAAACACCAUGCAUGGGAGGUGGGAGGCUUUUAGAGGAGAAAGCGAGGAGCAGAGUGAUUUGAUUUUCACAGCCAAGAAAUCAAAGAUGUUCCAAUUCAAGACUGAGUUAGACGUAUUCUUGGGUAAUAACAAAGGAGAGGUCCCUGAUUUCAAGGUCAAAGAAGGCAACAGCGAGAGUUCCUGCUCUAUACUUGUUGGAGAUUCCAAUACCAUGCUUGCACAGGUGCAUGGAAGACACACUCUCGCGAUUAUGCCUAAUGUUGAUUAUGCCUUCAUAGUGGCUCUUGUGGUGGUGAUUCUCAACGGGAACAAUGCGGAUGAUCAUACGGACGCGGCCAACACUGGCCUUAAGGUUGUUAACGCUUUUAUCGAAGGAAUUGGUUCGUCGGCGUAAAAAACACACUCCAUAGGUAAAAGUCACCAACAGAAACUGUUUGUCGGCAUUUAGAUAGUUGGUAAUUUCCUUUUUUAUCGCUAAUUCUGUCUGUAAAAAAAAUAAACACUAACAGUUAUUUGGACAGAAAAAGCGCGUUAAAAUUUUUUUUAUUAGAAAUAUACAGACGGAAUAAUUCAGUCUCUAUUUCCAACGGUAACUCACAAACAGAAAAGUUUUGUCAGUGAAUAUGGCAUAGACAGUAAAUAUUUUACAA
This is a messenger RNA of Populus nigra (black poplar), 979 nucleotides long. RefSeq names its product protein LURP-one-related 15-like. Lineage: Eukaryota; Viridiplantae; Streptophyta; Magnoliopsida; Malpighiales; Salicaceae. The transcript is spliced from 3 exons. The record is from RefSeq and is a predicted model, not a curated record. Bases 76 to 723 code for a protein of 215 amino acids.